Hordeum vulgare subsp. vulgare (domesticated barley) is the source of this 432-nucleotide messenger RNA. RefSeq names its product 60S ribosomal protein L27-3-like. Gene Ontology annotation, biological process: translation. Bases 1 to 432 code for a protein of 143 amino acids. Gene Ontology annotation, cellular component: ribosome; cytosolic large ribosomal subunit. Lineage: Eukaryota; Viridiplantae; Streptophyta; Magnoliopsida; Poales; Poaceae. The record is from RefSeq and is a predicted model, not a curated record. The transcript has a single exon. Gene Ontology annotation, molecular function: structural constituent of ribosome.
AUGGUGAAGUUCAUGAAGCCGGGCAAGGCGGUGAUCCUGCUGCAGGGCAGGUACACCGGAAAGAGGGCGGUGAUCGUGCGCGUGUUCAAGGAGCAAAACCGCGACCGCCCCUACGUGCACUGCCUAGUCGUCGGCCUGGACAAAUACCCGAAGAAGGUGAUCCGCAAGGACUCGGCUAAGAAGACGACCAAGAAGUCCGGUGUCAAGGUCUUCCUCAAGCUCGUCAACUUCACCCACCUCAUGCCCACCCGCUACACCCUCGACGUCGACCUCAAGGAGGUGGUCUCCGGCACUCCUGACUUCCUCACCACCAAGGACAAGAAGCUCACCGCCGCCAUGUCUGCUAAGACCAAGCUCGAGGAUAGGUUCAAGACCGGCAAGAACAAGUGGUUCUUCACCAAACUCCGCAUGAUUCGACAUGAUUCGACAUGA